This is a messenger RNA of Melozone crissalis (California towhee), 4641 nucleotides long. Its product is annotated as voltage-dependent L-type calcium channel subunit alpha-1F-like. Gene Ontology annotation, biological process: calcium ion import across plasma membrane. Gene Ontology annotation, molecular function: high voltage-gated calcium channel activity. Gene Ontology annotation, cellular component: membrane; voltage-gated calcium channel complex. The record is from RefSeq and is a predicted model, not a curated record. NCBI's taxonomy places the organism in Eukaryota, Metazoa, Chordata, Aves, Passeriformes, Passerellidae.
UUCUCCCAGUCCCCCCAGUUUACCCAGUACCCUCCCAGUCCUUCCCAGUCCCCCCAGUUCUCCCAGUUUACCCAGUCCCCGUUCCCAGCGAGCCUCCCGGGCAGUGAAACCACCUCAGUGAACACCGAGACCGUGGGCGAGGAGGAGGCGCCGCCGACGGCCUGCGAGCGCUGCCUGGGCAAAAUUACCAAGACAAAAUUCUGCCGCCGCCUGCGCCGCCUGAACCGCCUGUGGCGGCGCCGCUGCCGCGCCGCGGUGAAAUCCGUGUCCUUCUACUGGACCGUGCUGCUGCUCGUGUUCCUCAACACGCUCACCAUCGCCUCCGAGCACCACGGGCAGCCGCCCUGGCUCACCGAGACCCAGGCCUACGCCAACAAGGCGCUGCUGUCGCUCUUCGCGGCCGAGAUGGUGCUGAAGCUCUACGCGCUGGGCCCCUCGUGCUACUUCGCGAGCUUCUUCAACCGCUUCGAUUGCUUCGUGGUGUGCGGGGGCGUGCUGGAGACCGCGCUGGUGGAGCGCGGCGCCAUGGAGCCGCUCGGCAUCUCCGUGCUGCGCUGCGUGCGCCUGCUGCGCGUCUUCAAGGUCACCCGGCACUGGGCGUCCCUGAGCAAUCUGGUCGGCUCCCUGCUGAACUCCAUGAAAUCCAUCGCCUCGCUGCUGCUGCUGCUCUUCCUCUUCAUCAUCAUCUUCGCCCUGCUGGGCAUGCAGCUCUUCGGGGGCCGCUUCAGCUUCGACGAGACGCAGACCAAGCGCAGCACCUUCGACACCUUCCCGCAGGCCCUGCUCACCGUGUUCCAGAUCCUGACGGGCGAGGACUGGAACGCGGUGAUGUACGACGGCAUCAUGGCCUACGGCGGGCCCGUGUUCCCCGGGAUGCUCGUCUGCGUUUACUUCGUCAUCCUCUUCAUCUGCGGCAACUACAUCCUCCUCAACGUCUUCCUGGCCAUCGCCGUGGACAACCUGGCCGACGGUGACAACAUCAACUCGGGGGGGGACAAAAAGGACAAGGCCGGGGAGGAGGGGACAGGGACAGAGAGCCAGGAGGUGGCCGUGAAGGUUGAGGGGGAUCCGCAGGAGGAGGAGGAGGAGGAGGAGGAGGAAGAGGGGGAGGAAGGUGACGAGGAGCCCGGGGGGGACAGGGACAGCCUGGGCAGGGCCCGCCUGGAGUCGCUGGAGGAGCCCCCCAAGACCAAGGUGACCCCGAUCCCCGAGGGCAGCGCCUUCUUCGUGCUGAGCAGCACCAACCCGCUGCGGGUGAAGUGCCACGCGCUGAUCAACCACCACAUCUUCACCAACCUCAUCCUCGUCUUCAUCAUCCUCAGCAGCAUCUCCCUGGCGGCCGAGGACCCCGUGCGGGCCCACAGCCCCCGGAACCACAUUUUGGGGUACUUCGAUUACGCCUUCACCUCCAUCUUCACCGUGGAGAUCCUGCUCAAGAUGACGGUGUUCGGCGGGUUCCUGCACAAGGGCUCCUUCCUGCGGAACUGGUUCAACCUCCUGGACGUGCUGGUGGUCGGCGUGUCCCUCAUCUCCUUCGGCAUGCACUCCAGCGCCAUCUCGGUGGUGAAGAUCCUGCGGGUGCUGCGGGUGCUGCGGCCCCUGAGAGCCAUAAACCGGGCCAAGGGGCUCAAGCACGUGGUGCAGUGCGUGUUCGUGGCCAUCCGCACCAUCGGUAACAUCAUGAUCGUCACCACGCUGCUGCAGUUCAUGUUCGCCUGCAUCGGGGUGCAGCUCUUCAAGGGCAAGUUCUACAGCUGCACGGACGAGGCCAAGCACACGCCGGGAGAGUGCAAGGGGACAUUCCUGGUGUACAAGGACGGGGACGUGUCCCACCCCUCGGUCCGGGAGCGCCUCUGGCUCAACAGCGACUUCAACUUCGACAACGUCCUGGCGGGGAUGAUGGCGCUGUUCACCGUGUCCACCUUCGAGGGGUGGCCCGCGCUGCUGUACAAGGCCAUCGACGCCAACGCCGAGAACCAGGGGCCCAUCUACAACUACCGGGUGGAGAUCUCCAUCUUCUUCAUCGUCUACAUCAUCGUCAUCGCCUUCUUCAUGAUGAACAUCUUCGUGGGCUUCGUCAUCAUCACCUUCCGCGCGCAGGGCGAGAGCGAGUACCGCAACUGCGAGCUGGACAAGAACCAGCGCCAGUGCGUGGAGUACGCUCUGAAGGCGCAGCCGCUGCGCCGCUACAUCCCCAAGAACCGCACCCAGUACCGCGUGUGGGCCAUGGUCAACUCCACGGCCUUCGAGUACAUCAUGUUCGUCCUCAUCCUCCUCAACACCAUCGCCCUGGCUGUGCAGCACUACGAGCAGUCCAAGCCCUUCAACUACGUGAUGGACCUGCUCAACAUGGUGUUCACGGGGCUCUUCACCGUGGAGAUGGUGCUCAAGAUCAUCGCCUUCAAACCGCGGCAUUACUUCUGCGACGCCUGGAACACCUUUGAUGCCCUCAUCGUGGUGGGCAGCGUGGUGGACAUCGCCGUCACCGAGGUCAACAACGGGGGCCACGUUGGUGAGAGCUCCGAGGACUCCUCCCGCAUCUCCAUCACCUUCUUCCGCCUCUUCCGUGUCAUGCGCCUGGUCAAGCUGCUCUCCAAGGGCGAGGGCAUCCGCACCUUGCUCUGGACCUUCGUCAAAUCCUUCCAGGCCCUGCCCUACGUCGCGCUGCUCAUCGCCAUGAUCUUCUUCAUCUAUGCUGUCAUCGGGAUGCAGACCUUCGGGAAGGUGGCUCUGCAGGACGGGACCCAGAUCAACCGCAACAACAACUUCCAGACCUUCCCCCAGGCCGUGCUGCUGCUCUUCAGGUGUGCCACAGGUGAGGCCUGGCAGGAGAUCAUGCUGGCCAGCCUGCCGGGCAAGCGCUGCGACCCCGAGUCGGACGCGGGCCCGGGCGAGGAGUUCACCUGCGGCAGCAACUUCGCCAUCGCCUACUUCAUCAGCUUCUUCAUGCUCUGCGCCUUCCUGAUCAUCAACCUGUUCGUGGCUGUCAUCAUGGACAACUUCGAUUACCUGACGCGCGACUGGUCCAUCCUGGGCCCGCACCACCUGGACGAGUUCAAGCGCGUGUGGUCCGAGUACGACCCCGCAGCCAAGGGUCGCAUCAAGCACCUGGACGUGGUGACGCUGCUGCGGCGGAUCCAGCCCCCGCUGGGAUUUGGGAAGCUCUGCCCACACCGCGUGGCCUGCAAGCGCCUGGUGGCCAUGAACAUGCCCCUCAACUCGGACGGCACCGUCACCUUCAACGCGACGCUCUUCGCCCUGGUCCGCACCUCCCUCAAGAUCAAGACGGAAGGGAACCUGGAUGUGGCCAACAAGGAGCUCCGGGCUGUGGUGAAGAAGAUCUGGAAGAGGACGAAGCCGAAGCUGCUGGACGAGGUCAUCCCCCCGCCCGAGGAGGAGGAGGUCACCGUGGGCAAGUUCUACGCCACCUUCCUGAUCCAGGACUAUUUCCGCAAGUUCCGGCGGCGGAAGGAGCGGGGGAUGCUGGGCGCCAACGCCGGCCCCAGCAACGAGUGCGCGCUGCAGGCCGGGCUGCAGACGCUGCAGGCACUGGGCCCCGAGAUGCGGCGGGCGCUGAGCGACCUGGAGGGGGACGAGGGCGGGGACGCGCCUGUGGAGGAGCCGCUCACCUACGCAGCCCCCGAGACGCUCUACGGCUCCGGGCCCGGCUCCCCCCUGCUCUCGGAGCCGCCCCCCGCCCCCAGCCCCGCGCCCACCGAACGCGAGGAGCCCACGCCCCCCUCCCACGGGGGCAGGCGGCGCUCCGACGGGGGGGACCGGGAGGAGGAAGCGCCCCCGGCCGAGGAUGCGGAGGAGCCGGGAGGGGACACGGGGGACGUGAGCCACGACGAGGAGCUGGAGAGCGCGGCACCGGCCCGGCGGCGCUGGGUGGGGGACAGGGCACCGGGACCCCCGCGCUGGGCGGCCGAGCUGCCCCGGGGGGGGUCGCUGCCGCUGCCCCCCCGGCACUUCGCGCUCGGCAGCGGCGCCCGAGAGGGGCAACAACUGAAACGGCGGCGGCUGCUGCCCCCCACCCCCGCGGGCCGGAAACCCUCCUUCACCAUCCAGUGCCUGCGCCGCCAGGGCAGCUGCGAGGACGAGCCCAUCCCGGGCACCUACAACCCCUCGGGCCCGCCCGGCCCCGCCCGCCCGCAGGGCUACGGCAGCUCCGAGACCUGGCGGCUGGGGGGCUCCUCGCAGGCCUGGGCGGCGCCGGCCCGCGGGCACGUUCUGUACGCGCCGCUGAUCCUGGUGGAGGGGGCGCCGCCGGGGCCGGGGGCGGGCGGCAGCCUGCCCCCCCUGAACCGCUGGUACCCCCCCGCGCCGCUCCGGCUGCGACCCUGCGGGCCACACGAGGCCCUGGCACGGGGAUCGGCCGAUAGCCUGGUGGAGGCUGUGCUGAUCUCGGAGGGGCUGGGGCUCUUCGCCCGCGACCCCAAGUUCGUGGCGGUGGCCAAGCGGGAGAUCGCGGACGCGUGCGACAUGACCAUGGACGAGAUGGAGAGCGCGGCCGCGGAUCUGCUCACCCGGCGCCGCGGCCCGCCCGCGCCCACGCCCGCCGUCUACAGCGACGAGGAACCGCUGCGGCCGCCGGCCGAGGAGGAGCUGGCCGACGAGAUGGGCUGGGCCGGCGGGGUUUAG